Messenger RNA from Xenopus laevis (African clawed frog), 580 nucleotides. It is a transcript of the gene apoc1.L, whose product is annotated as apolipoprotein C-I L homeolog. The transcript has 4 exons. NCBI's taxonomy places the organism in Eukaryota, Metazoa, Chordata, Amphibia, Anura, Pipidae. The record is from RefSeq and is a predicted model, not a curated record. Gene Ontology annotation, molecular function: fatty acid binding; phospholipase inhibitor activity. Gene Ontology annotation, biological process: very-low-density lipoprotein particle clearance; negative regulation of very-low-density lipoprotein particle clearance; triglyceride metabolic process. Gene Ontology annotation, cellular component: extracellular region; high-density lipoprotein particle; very-low-density lipoprotein particle. The coding region runs from base 165 to 434 and encodes 89 amino acids.
CCACUGAUAGUGGGUGUGGCUGAUGUGGGUUGGAGGAGCCUUGAGGCAUAAGAGGAUGUUUGGAUACAGUCAGAGGAUCAGAAGUGUUUUGUCUGCAGUAAGGAGAGAUACAAAGUGACUCAUCAGAGCUUUCUAAAGAAGGUGCCCUUUUUUGCACUGAAAAGAUGAAGCUUCUUCUCGCACUGUCUGUGAUUCUGGUUACAUUCUGCGUAUUAACAGAAUGCAAACCUUCAGAAGCAGAUGCAGAAUCGAAGACCAUCAAGGAUCACCUUGAAACUGCAGGUACUGCAAUAAAAGAUUUUGGAACCAAAGUGGGAGAAAAAACCAAGGAUUUUUUCAAGGAUUUGCACAACAGUGAGCCUAUGACUAAGACAAGGAACUGGUUCUCUGAAACUUUCAAGAAAAUAAAGGAGAAGGUGUCCAGCUCUGACUAAUACACCUAGACGUGACCAGCAAGAUUCCACCCCAAGAGACCUUCAUGUUCUGACCACCAAUGUGCCUUGUAAUGUUGUUCCAGUCAUGUCAGCCUAAUGGCGUAUCCCCACUGAUCUCCAUUAACAAAUAAAGUUAACAUUUAUUA